AUGGUUGACGUACCACUCAGGCUGAACACCGGAGCCACCAUUCCCGCUCUGGGUCUCGGCACAUGGCAGAGCCCUGAAGGCCAAGUCCGCGCCGCUGUCGCCUACGCUAUCAAGUCAGGCUACCGACAUAUCGACUGUGCCUAUGUCUACGGAAACGAGAAAGAAGUUGGCGAGGGGAUCAAGGAAGGGCUCGCUGCCACGGGCAUACCGAGGAGCGAUCUGUUCAUCACGACCAAGCUGUGGUGCACAUAUCAUACGAGGGUGGAGCAGAACUUGGACAUUAGCUUGAAGCUGUUGGGUCUCGACUAUGUGGAUCUCUACCUCAUACAUUGGCCCAUCGCCAUGAACCCUAACGGCAACGAUGAGAAAUUCCCUAAACUGCCUGACGGGUCGAGGGACCUGAUUCGAGACCGAACCCACAUCGACACGUACAAGGAUAUGGAGAAGUUGCUAAAGACCGGAAAGACAAAAGCUAUUGGCGUGGCCAACUACUCAAAGCGAUACCUCGAGGAGCUGCUACCCCACGUCGAGGUGGUUCCGGCGACGAAUCAAAUCGAGAACCACCCGCUGCUCCCCCAGCAAGAAAUUGUGGAUUACUGCAAGGAGAAAGGCAUCCUCAUCACUGCCUACAGCCCUCUAGGGAGUACGGGAAGUCCCCUGAUGAAAGACCCUUACGUGGUCAAGCUGGCCGAGGAGAAAGGGGUCACACCAGGCUGUAUUCUCCUGAGCUACCAUCUUGCCAGAGGCAGUUCGGUGCUUGCCAAGUCGGUCACACCUUCACGCAUUGACGAGAACAAGAAAAUCGUCUCACUAUCGGAAGGUGACCUUGCCUCGCUGGCUGAAAUCUCCAGGAACGGCGUCACCCGCUUCGUCUAUCCUGCGUUCGGCGUCGACUUCGGCUUCCCUGACAAAUCGUAA
Fonsecaea erecta is the source of this 918-nucleotide messenger RNA. RefSeq lists its product as hypothetical. Gene Ontology annotation, molecular function: aldose reductase (NADPH) activity. Bases 1 to 918 code for a protein of 305 amino acids. The transcript is spliced from 2 exons. NCBI's taxonomy places the organism in Eukaryota, Fungi, Ascomycota, Eurotiomycetes, Chaetothyriales, Herpotrichiellaceae. The record is from RefSeq and is a predicted model, not a curated record. Gene Ontology annotation, cellular component: cytosol.